GUGGUCACGGCCGUUGCGAAGAUGGUGCGUUUGAAGGAGGGCAAGGUCGAGAGGAUGCUCAAGUGUUUGAGCCGCGUGUGCAUCGAGGAUCCCGAGCGGGAACAGGUUCGGCUUGAGGCGGAGGAGAUCAAGAAGGGCACGCAAUCCAUCUCCAUCGACGGCGUCGUAACAUUCCAAGUGCAGCACGGCAAGGAUAAGAAGAAGCAGCCCACGUCCACUGCGAUUGGAAUCCCGAGCCUGUGGAUUGGG
Molecule: messenger RNA, 249 nt
Organism: Prorocentrum cordatum
Lineage: Eukaryota; Dinophyceae; Prorocentrales; Prorocentraceae
Source: the annotation of a GenBank genome assembly